Chanos chanos (milkfish) is the source of this 2642-nucleotide messenger RNA. RefSeq names its product glycoprotein integral membrane 1 (gene ginm1). The transcript is spliced from 9 exons. Bases 1 to 1062 code for a protein of 353 amino acids. The record is from RefSeq and is a predicted model, not a curated record. Lineage: Eukaryota; Metazoa; Chordata; Actinopteri; Gonorynchiformes; Chanidae.
AUGGCGUCGCAACAAACGACGCUGCUAGCUCUCAUUUUCACGUUGACUUUAAUUUGCACCAGUGCCGCACCAAGACAAGUUAAUACGGAAAAGAUUGUUAUCAAUACAACAGCAGUGAGUGAGAACUCCGAGCGGACGUAUAAUGUUCAAAUAAAUUUGAAUAUAACUCUGCUUGACAACCAGACCGUUGUCAACGGUUUUCCUCUGAAGCUGUCAGAAGUGUCAAGGCUGACUCUGGAUGCUUUGCUGUUGAAUGAUCCGAGCAUUAAUGUCAGUGCUGGCUAUGGGGUGUAUGUGAGCAGUACAGUGCGUGUGAUGGUGGAGCAGUCGGAGCUGCAGAGCGAUGCUGGUGAAGACGUGCUCCUCCUGGCUCUGACCGAGGAGAUCAUCGAGUUGGAGAACGAGAGGGUCCAACAACCAGAAGUGUGUGAAGUGAAAAUUCUGGUGAAUCAAAACCUGGAGGAACACCCUCAGAUCACUAAUGUCUACCCCAUGUCAGAGAGCAAGCUGUCACUCAUUCCUCGGGACAGUGACAUCAGAAUGACAGACGUGUCCAUCAUCGAAUACGUGGAAGAACAAGAUUUCCUAGAUACAACAAGCCACUACCCUGUGAAACAUCCUGAAACUACUCAAGAGGAGGUCGCUGCACCUGGCAAACUCCCAGAAACACCGCUACGCAUGGAACCAGACCUGCUUUACGACUCUGUAGAGGACCAGGAUGGCUCUCCAGACUACCUGCUCCCAGAAGUACCCCUCAGAAAGUCUGAGUCCUCAUACAAUGCCAUGUGUGAGUGGAUGGAGCGGCUGAGGGAUCGCAUGCGGCGGUUUUGUACAGAGUCCCUGCCCUUGUUUUUCCUCAUAAUGUGGGUGGUUGUGGUGGGCGUGGUUGGAUCGGCUGUCAUCAUCAAGAUCCUGGAUGUUCUCUUCCCCUCGUGUGAACACAAGGGAUUCUUCCAUUUGAAUCCUGCCACUCUGAUGCCAGAGGACGAGGAGAAGCUGAACCUGGUGGAGAACAUGGAGACGGGAACUCAGAACGAGAAAAGAAGCCUUACUGGAGACUGAGGGGUAUGGGGACCAAUGGGGUUCAGGAGUUUUGGGGCGGGGGUGGGUAUUCCUUCUCCAGGGGGGUCACAAACCUGCACAGAUUUAGUCCAUUUCCAAAUACAAUGCUUCUGAGCCUUGAUUCUCAGAAGACCUCAGUGAGCUAAAUCAAGACAUUUUCGGUGUAGGACUUAAGACAAAACCCUGCAUACGCUGUGGUCCCUCAGGAGGAGGUCUUCCCACCCUUGGUUUUGAGCAUGAGGCAUUUAGUCAAUGGAGAGAGGAAACCAAUGGCUUCUUCAUUGUAGCACUUUAAAAAAAAACAAGGAAAAAAUAAGAAAAAAAAAGAAAAAAAGGACACAGUUCAAUUUCAUAUUCAGUUAUAGUUACUCUGUCUAAGAGAAGAAAAUUGACAUUUCAUUCACAGAUAAGAAGAGCUGAAGAAAAUGUUUUCAAGAGUUGUUUGUUGUUUUGUUUAUAUUCUGUGGUUGCUUCUGAAUCGUGCCUAUGUUGUCGAGUGGUUCUUGAACUUUCAGAGAGAGGUGUUUUCUGCUUUCAGAUGGAGUUUUAGUAUUAAUGAACUCCUCCUUCCUGUUACCUGUUAUGACAUUAUGAUAGUCUGUGUUAUGUUUUUGGCUGCUCUGUUUUACACGUGGAAGCUUCAAGAGAUAAGCCACCGGCAGGAGCAUGCUGAAAUGGGACUUAAUGCAAUGUGGGGAAAAAAAGUAUUUGACUGGCACUAAUUGAAUCCUGGAUUAUGAUUACAGCUUGGCGCCCAGUACGUCAAGCAAACUGAACUAGUGUUUUGAUGUAAACAGUCAGGUUUCCAGAGGAAAAAGUACAAUAAUUCCUACUUAUUUCAAAAUGAAUGAUUGAAAACUGGCCUCUGGUGUGAGAUUAUGGAUCGUGACAAGUCACAUAUACCGUAAACAGUAAACAGUAAAAUAAAGGCUUUUUGACGGCAAGUAAAACUCAGCAUUUGACUUUUUGAAAAUGUAUGGCCCUUAUGGAAAAAAAAAAAAAAGGCUGAGGUUUUGGCCAUUUCAAAAACGACGUGCUCAUUUCAGAGAAUCUUCAUAUUAUAUGCCAUCCGUGUGUUUGUUUGCCUAUCGGUUCGUUUGUUCGUUCUCAUCAUUAGUUUCACAAAUUCUGUUUGGAAAUGUAGCUGUACAACAGACAUUGGAAGUCACAGCCAACCACAGUAAGCAGCACUGGAACAGAACGAUGUUUAAAAAAUCUCAUAACACUAUUUAACAAAAAGCGUCAGAUGUUCCUGGUUGGUGCUUCUGUGGUGCCUUGAAUCAGUCUCAGAGCAUGAAAACUGUGAUGCUGUUAAAAAUCUGAACACCAUUUCAUUUGUGUAUUGUGUCCAAUAAAUCAUUGAUUACUGCAUUGUCUCAUGCUUUUACAUCAGAUCUGUAAAUAUAACACUUUGCACAUUGUUUUUCUGAAAUGAUUCAAGUCAGGACAUUACUGGACUCGAUUUCCUCAAAUUUAAUUCUAAAAACUUUAUUGAAUGCACAGUCCUUAGUAGUGAAUAUAAUAUGAUUGUAAAUAAACUCACAUAACAAUAAAAUGUCCACAUACUACAAAAGCAAAAA